Molecule: messenger RNA, 3805 nt
Organism: Bombyx mandarina (wild silkworm)
Lineage: Eukaryota; Metazoa; Arthropoda; Insecta; Lepidoptera; Bombycidae
Gene: Tudor-SN
Product: Staphylococcal nuclease domain-containing protein 1
Biological process (GO): regulatory ncRNA-mediated gene silencing; mRNA catabolic process
Cellular component (GO): RNAi effector complex; cytosol; nucleus
Molecular function (GO): RNA binding; nuclease activity
Source: RefSeq, a predicted model, not a curated record
GCCUGUCUCACUUCUCUGAGAGUUUUGUGUCGUCUUACUAGUUGAACGCUCGUCAGUAAUUUCAGACUCGUAUCCUACAAAACAGGAUAUCAGAACUAUUUUCAUCGAAAAUGAGUGCUCCAGCACCGGCACCUGCUUACAAAAUAGGAAUAGUGAAGCAGGUACUAUCGGGAGAUACGGUGGUAAUAAGAAAACAGCCUCAGGGCGGGCCGCCUCCAGAGAAAGUGAUAGCCCUUUCGGGUAUCACCGCACCUAAACUCGCUCGCCAAAGGACCGCCAACAAUGACACAGAAACGAAGGAUGAACCAUUCGCGUGGGAAGCCCGUGAAUUCCUAAGGAAGAAGCUAGUCGGCAAGGAGGUUAUCUUCACUGCUGAGAAACCGGCGAAUUCAGCGAAUAGAGAAUAUGGCGUCGUAUGGGCUGGCAAAAAUCCUUCCAAAGAUGAAAAUGUUACUGAAGCCUUGCUGGCUGAAGGUCUCGUUAAAGUUCGAGAAGGUGCUAGAAAUAUACCUCAGCUCAAAAAGCUGGUAGAGAUCGAAGAGACAGCCAAAUCGCAAGGCAAAGGAAUUUGGAGUACUGAUGCUGAUAAACAUGUACGAGACAUCAAGUGGUCUAUCGAAAAUCUGAAAGCUUUCGUCAACAAAUACAAUGGUAAGCCUGUAAAGGCUAUCAUUGAAUAUGUGCGUGAUGGUUCUACAGUACGUCUUUGUUUGUUACCUGAAUACACUCCCAUUACACUGAUGCUAUCUGGAAUUCGAUGUCCCGCUGUAAGACAAGACGGUGAAUCUGAGCCUUACGCAGAAGAAGCACGCUUCUUCCUGGAGUCCAGAUUGCUGCAGAAAGACGUCGAAGUAGUUCUGGAGUCCGUUAAUAACAACAAUAUCGUGGGCACGAUACUGCACCCGCAGGGUAACAUCGCUGAGGCCCUACUAAGACAAGGGUUCGCGAAAUGUGUCAUGAAAUCAGGUGCGUCUACAUUGAGAGCCGCUGAAAGUGCAGCUAAGGAAGCAAAACUGCGCAUAUGGAUAAAUUAUGUAAGCAAUGCACCUAUAAUCCCGGCGAAAGACAAGGAAUUCACGGCCACCGUGUUGGAAGUAGUCAACGGAGACGCGCUCGUUGUUAAAACACAUAGCAAUGUACAGAAAAAAAUAUUCUUAGCUAGCGUCAGGCCUCCUCGUGAAAAGAGCAAUGCUGACGACGACAAUAAACCUAUACCGAGGCCAAAAGGAUUUAGACCUUUGUAUGAUAUUCCAUGGAUGUACGAGGCACGUGAAUUUCUUAGAAAAAAACUGGUUGGGAAAAAAGUUAAUGUGACAGUAGAUUACAUUCAGCCAGCAAAAGAUAAUUUCCCAGAAAAGACAUGUUGUACUGUCGUAAGCGGUGGCACGAACAUAGCUGAAGCUCUGGUGACUAAAGGGUUGGCAACAUUUGUGAAGUAUAGAAACGAUAAUGACCAAAGAAGCUCACAGUAUGAUAAAUUAUUGGAGGCCGAAUUGAAAGCAGUUAAGGCCGCAGUUGGUAUUCACAACAAGAAAGAAGUGCCCACCCACCGUGUGCAAGACACCAGUGGAGAUCCAACGAAAGCAAAAAAAUUCUUCCCAUUCCUCAAACGUGCCCAAAAAACCGAGGCUACUGUGGAAUUCGUUGCUAGCGGAUCGCGUAUGCGUUUAUAUAUUCCUAAAGAAUCCGUCUUAGUAACCUUUUUGCUUGCCGGCAUUAACUGUCCCCGAGGUGCGAGACCUGCAAUUGGCGGAGGACCCAAACAAAAUGCAGAGCCUUUCGGAGAAGAAGCUUUGCAGUUCACGAAAGAAAAGUGCUUACAGCACGACGUCUUAGUCAGCAUAGAAGAGAUUGACAAAGCAGGGAACUUCAUCGGUUGGCUCUGGGUUGACAACGAGAAUUUGUCCGUUUCGUUAGUCGAACAUGGCCUUGCCUCGGCGCAUCACACGGCGGAAACGUCUGAGUUUGCACGCGCCAUAAAAACCGCUGAAGAGAAUGCAAUUAAAAAGCGUAUCGGCGUAUGGAAAGACUAUGUCGAAGAAGAAAAAGAAGUCGAAAAGGAGAGAAAUGCAACUGUACAAGAUCGUACUCUUAAAUACGACCGCGUGGUCAUCACUGAAGUCACUCCUGAAGGUCAUUUCUACGCACAAAAUGUCGAUUUAGGUGUGAAACUAGAAAGUCUUAUGGAAACUAUACACACUGAGUUUAGAAACAGUCACCCAUUGCCUGGAUCUUAUGCUCCAAGGAAGGGAGCCAUCUGUGCUGCUCGUUUUACAGCCGAUGACCAAUGGUACAGGGCAAAGAUUGAAAAAAUAACAGACAAUAGGCAGGUCCAAGUUGUAUACAUCGACUAUGGAAAUCGAGAGACGUUAGACAUAACCAGAUUGGCAGCACUCCCGGUGGGUACUGAGCACGAUUCGCCUUUUGCGACAGAGUAUGUUCUCUGCUGUGUGAAAUUCCCCUCGGACCCUGAUGACCGAGCAGAAGCUGUAACCAGUUUCUAUAAUGAUGUCGUUGGCAAGAGGCUGCUCUUGAAUGUAGAAAUCCGUGGAUCACCAGCUGCUGUUACCCUUGUUGAUCCUAACACAAACAUUGAUCUGGGCAAGAACCUUAUCAAAGAUGGGCUCGUGUUAGUGGAGCAGGUUCGUGACAGCCGACUGGCGACAUUGAUGGCCGAGUAUCGCGCCGCUCAGGAGCACGCCAAGAGCUCGCGACUCAACUUGUGGCGGCACGGUGACAUCACCGAGGACGAUGCAGUGGAAUUCGGGGUGCGUCGCUAGCUGUACGCCCCCGGCGUUGACGCCACCACAUCGCCCACGCACAUCCGCAACUGUGCCACCUGCACCACUGUAGAUGUCGACAGCAUCGUCCACGCCAUUCUUUACCAUAUACUGUGAACUAUAAACUGAACAAUGAACUUUAAAUCAUGAUGUAAUUCAAACUUGGAUGUUGUGAACAAUUGUUUAUUAAUCAGAAGUUUAUUAUUGCUAAUUACGAUACGUGUGUUGUGCCGGAGGACAUUACGAUGGUGAGCAGUGAACACGGCAGCGGAAGGGGUGCCGCAACACUUACACGCUAGCAUACCGAGCAUAAUUCAUAAAAACAUAUUUUUUAAAUUUACAAACAUAUUUUAGAAAUUAAAACAGAUUCAUAACUAUAAUAGAUUAAAUAAAUUAUAUAGGUCGCUGAUUUAAAUACUUAAUUACCUACAAACUAAUAUAUUAAUAUGUAACUAUUUAAAUAAAUGAAUUUAUUGAUAAAUGCCUGUUGUUGGUCAUAAUAUAAAUGUGUUACAGAUUUGUAUAUCAGGAUUUAUUGAAAUUUAUUGUAUGUAGAUUGAUGUAAUAGUUCUAUAUUUCAUUGUUAUUUCAUAUUAUUUUAAAUAUACAUUUUUAGUAAAAUAUAUUCUUGAAAAUAAAUAAUCCCAUUUCCUUUCUUUGAUGAAAUUUGUUUAUAAUCUUCAUGAAAAAAAUUUAAAAAAUAUGAAGUAUUUUGCAUAAAAUGUUAUAAAUUUAACAAAUAAAUUAGCAUAAUCAUGUGACAUUGUAGUUAGUGAGAACAUGUAUCUUGUGCAUAAUCAGAAGUCUGAAUUUUCUAUGUUUAUUUAAUUCUUAAUGUAUCGUGUUUGGAAUGUAUCAAUUUCUAUAGACAUUUUAGCUUCCUUAAAGUUCGUACUUAUAAUUCAUAUUUAUGAACCUACCUCUCCUGUCGGAGAUGUUUUAAUUUUGUUUACAAACAGUAGGGUACCAUUAGGUGCGUGGAUUGUUAAAGAACUUGGUAAAAUAAAUAUUUUAGGAAAAAUCAA